Messenger RNA from Daldinia loculata, 1482 nucleotides. RefSeq lists its product as uncharacterized. The record is from RefSeq and is a predicted model, not a curated record. The coding region runs from base 299 to 1438 and encodes 379 amino acids. NCBI's taxonomy places the organism in Eukaryota, Fungi, Ascomycota, Sordariomycetes, Xylariales, Hypoxylaceae. The transcript has 4 exons.
CUACUCUUUUCUCCUUACACCUUUACAACCUUCCGUUUUGCACCUUACACCUACAUCCUCAACACCUCAACACCUCAACUCACAUUCCGUUACCAUUCCAUUUAUUUUCCUAUUUCCUCCUAUUAGCCAACAAUAGCACACAACCUUCUGCGACUGGGUUUAAUUGUGCCUGGUCGCUCCUGUUGUUGUCAAAACACCUUCAUCACCUAUUCCUACCCCUUGAUCACUACGCCAUCUCUAUUUGUCGGCGUCCUUCGCCGUUUCUCUCGUCACCCAAUACUCUGGGCUCUUCUUCACCAUGUGUAGACCCAAGCAUAAACCAUCGUCCCUUAGUCCGAACCUUUCUACCGAAAGCGAAGUAUCAGGCCCGUCCAUCAUGUGUUCAGAAUUUGAUUUAGCCUCAUACAGCGAUGCGGGAUCAAAUUUCCACUUCUUUGGCGACAUAUCGGGGGAUGAGGAUGACCUGGGCGGAGUGUCUACGCCCUGGAUCCCUCCGUUUGAGGACUAUCCUCUUACAGGAACACCUGAGAUGAUCUUUGAAAAUUCCAGAGUAGGUGCUGGCCCAAGCGGUACAUCUCAGCAGUUCGUCCCUGGCUGUUCUGCCAGCAAGCCGAUCGGAGAUGAAGAUAAGCAGACGAUUUCCAAUGCGAUGAUGCAGGCAUACAUAGCUAUGCGUGGUCCAGAUAUGGGAGAAAUCACCGACCCUCUGUUUGAUUGGAUCCAAUUUCACACCGAAGAGAUAGCUCGUAAAGCAGCAUCUCAACCUCAUGGCAACUCUAACCCUCCUGACAACCCCAGAGAUGUCACUAAGAUGUUGAAUUAUAUGGAUAAGGCUAUCGAAUCCGAUAACAUGGGCGGUGAUUCUCCCCGUGACGCUAUAUUUGAGCUUCAGAAGCCGUCGAUUAGCCACAUCGCUCCCCCAGCUGCGAUGAACCUUUUGCCUCACCGCAGGGUUUACUCAGCAACGGAUAAUCGUCCCCCUGUAUGGGGAGAUGAUGAAGACGAUGAUGAAGGCGCCAUUCCUACUGGCCGUCUUUCGCCUUGCACUUUCCUCCACUGGUCGCAGGAUUGUAAGCCUUGGGUUCGUAGAGAGAUUAUGGACCCUAGAAACAUCCUUGCUACUGCCGAACGAACGCGCCCAAUGGGGCCCGUACCGGCCAGGGACCAUUAUCCCUACUACCUUGAGGAUGCACAGGCUCAGAGGGACUACUACACCGGAGAGGAAUUCUCCCCUCUUUAUCAAGUCCCCCAUAGCCCGUCUCUCAUCUACACGCCUCCUGGUUUGCCUAGCAUCUCAUAUGCUCCGACCACAUUCCUAGCGCAAUAUGAUCGCAUGGCUCCUCUGGAUGCCAGGAAGCUCCGAGACCAUGUGUAUGGCAAGACAGAGAAAAGCAUGCCACCUACUAGUACAAAUGACAAGUUCACAAACGUAUGUUGAGUCUUAACCCAUUUUAUCUAUCAUAUGCCAGGUAAUCAGAGCAC